This is a messenger RNA of Carlito syrichta (Philippine tarsier), 972 nucleotides long. It is a transcript of the gene DCTN5, whose product is annotated as dynactin subunit 5. Lineage: Eukaryota; Metazoa; Chordata; Mammalia; Primates; Tarsiidae. The transcript is spliced from 6 exons. Bases 176 to 634 code for a protein of 152 amino acids. The record is from RefSeq and is a predicted model, not a curated record.
AGCCAGAGACUGCCGAGCAAUGGAGUAAGGCCGCCUAGAGGAGAGCCGACCUGUCGGCGAAACCCGAGGGCGCCUGGAGCGGAAGUGGAGGAGCAGCCGGAAGCAGUCGGAAUCCCAGACUGACUGACUGACCGGCUUUGACAGGGUCUGGAGCUGCGGAGAGGAGGUAGCGGCCAUGGAGUUGGGCGAGCUGCUCUACAACAAGUCCGAGUACAUCGAGACGGCAUCUGGGAACAAAGUUAGUCGGCAGUCGGUGUUGUGUGGAAGCCAGAAUAUCGUUCUCAAUGGAAAGACCAUUGUGAUGAAUGAUUGUAUUAUCCGAGGGGAUCUGGCAAAUGUAAGAGUUGGACGCCAUUGUGUUGUGAAAAGUCGUAGUGUUAUAAGGCCACCAUUCAAGAAAUUCAGCAAAGGUGUUGCAUUCUUUCCUUUACAUAUCGGGGACCAUGUCUUUAUUGAGGAAGAUUGUGUGGUCAACGCAGCUCAGAUUGGUUCCUACGUUCAUGUUGGCAAGAACUGUGUGAUUGGACGCCGGUGUGUGUUGAAAGACUGCUGCAAAAUUCUUGACAACACAGUAUUACCUCCAGAAACUGUGGUCCCACCAUUCACUGUCUUCUCAGGCUGCCCAGCUCCUUAGAACCAGGUCUUUCUUUCCCCAGGACUCUUCUCAGGGGAGCUCCCGGAGUGUACUCAGGAGCUGAUGAUUGACGUCACCAAGAGCUACUACCAGAAGUUUUUGCCCUUGACACAAGUCUAGUGUCUCUGCCUCAUGUCUUGAAUUUGCUUGAGCUCUAAGAUGAACUUGGGGACAAAGUAAGCCUGUCACCAUCUACAAAGAACUCAUGUCUUUGUCAUCUCUCACCUAUCUUUAAAAAAAAAUCUUUAGAAUUUCUCAAUCCAUCAAGACUCUAAGAAGCUCUUAAGAAUUUAAUAGCAGGCUGUCCGGAGGAGUUACCUUCGAAUGCUGUGCUCAUA